AUGGUGAGUGUGAAGACAAUUGAAGCAAGCGCUGUAUUUGCAUGGUUUAUGUUGAUGAUGCUCUUACGCCGUAUCGUUCUAUUGAUUGUUGCUGGUGUCUCAGGAAGAAAUCGACCGUUUCCCCCUGGUCGAGUUCCAGAAGAUAAAAUAUUGAAAAGAACUCAAGUUCACUCUACAAACAACACAGCAGAUGCCACGACGUUCACCAAAGAUGUUCGUGUCAAUAAAACAAUUGUUAAUGAUGCAGAAAAUGAUACAUAUUUCCUCAUUCUUCUCUUGGCCACAGCUAUAUUUUCUGACACAACCAGCUAUGAUUGCACACGAACGAUCGUCUACAGUGUUCUUUAUUUAUUCUUUCGAAUAGUUUAUGCCGUUGCUUAUAUUUUCGCGUUGCAACCAUGGAGAACGAUUGCAUACGUGUUCGGUUUAGCUUGUACAUUGGCUUGCAAUUUAGACCUGGUCAUUACAUUAUCGCGUCGAACAUAUUGA
Messenger RNA from Adineta ricciae, 489 nucleotides. Lineage: Eukaryota; Metazoa; Rotifera; Eurotatoria; Adinetida; Adinetidae. The record is from the annotation of a GenBank genome assembly.